CACAUGCGCAGUGCUCCGUUUUGACGCGCGAAUAUCCCGUUUUGUAAGAUGGUGGCGUGGUGAGAGUGUGAAGCUGCCGGUGUUGUUGUAUUAGGAGCCGUUUUAUCACAGUGUAGCAGUUCGGUACCGUGUGGUGCUCUUCAGAAAGCAGGUCUGUGAUGGCAAAGCGGAUUGCGGAGAAGGAGUUGACAGACAGGAACUGGGAUCAGGAAGAUGAAGGGGAAGAGGCAGGGACAUUUUCAACUGCGAGUGAGGAUGUGAUGAAAAACCGAGCCAUCAAGAAAGCCAAGCGUAGAAAUUUUGGAGCUGAGGGUGAGAGUGGAGGAGCUUUUAAAAGCUUUAAGGGUUUCUCUCUGACCGCGUCGGCUCCGGCAGCUGGAGGAGGAGGAGGAGGAGGAUUCACAGGCUUUGGUAAUGGAACUGGAUUCAAACCCCUCUCUGGUCUGACCAACGGCAGCAUGUCAUCUGUAACCCCAUCUUUUGGAGGCUUCAGUUCCUCUGCUACCCCCAAGCCAAUCACCGGCUCCUUGUCAUUCAACGGCCCCGCCUCAUCCAAGCCUGCAGACUCUGACAUCACGUCUAACGGUUCCGCCCCCAGCUUGGCCGUGAGCUCUGGCGGCAGCAGUGGCAGUAGCAGUAAUAGCAGCUGCAGCAGUAAGGAGUACAACCGGCAGCUCACAGCUCUCAACUGUUCUGUCCGUGACUGGAUCACCAAGCAUGUCAACGACAACCCUCUGUGCGACCUCAACCCCAUCUUCCGCGACUACGAGCGGCACCUGGCCAGCAUCGAGAAGAAAUACGGCAGCUGCUCCACUGCUGCAGACAGCAAGCAUGAGAAGCCGGUGGCAGCAGCAGCAGCAGCAGAGGAUGCGCAAAAAAGGCUCCAGGCAGGCGGCAGCAGCAGCAGCUCCACCACAACCACCCUGUCCUCCUUCUCUUCCACUUCUACUUCCUCCAGCAUCAGCAGCGGCAUAACACCCUCUCCAGCCAGCAUCGGCACCACAGCUCCGGCUUUGUUCUCCUUCACCAAGGACAAGGACAACGCUGCCCAGGAGAAAAGCUCCGCUCCUGCCUCGGCUCCCGUGCCAGCUCCAGUCCCUGCAGGGGUUACCUUUAACUUUGGCAAGAAGCUGGAUAGCUCCAUGCUGGGCUCUCUCACCUCUGGAGGUACAUCCGGCUUCUCCCCGUUUUCCUCUUCUUCUUCCUCCUCCUCUUCUUCCACAUCCCUGUUUGGAGGCGCGGCCAGCACUGGCACCUCUUCGUCCACCUUCUCCUUCACUGCAGCCAAGACAGAGACAGCCAGCAACAGCCAGACUGCAGAUGAGAACGGUGGGGCUGAAGAAGAAUCGGACGAGCCGCCAGUACCUGUGGUUAAAGAGAUCAAGGAGAAAGAUGCCUUCUACUCUAAAAAGUGCAAACUGUUCUACAAAAAGGAAAGCGAGUUUAAGGAGAAAGGCGUUGGUACACUGCAUUUGAAAAUGGUUUCAGAGGGCAAGCUGCAGCUACUGGUCCGGGCUGACACUAACCUGGGAAACAUUCUGCUGAACAUCAUGGUUCCUUCCACCAUGCCCUGCACACGAACAGGGAAGAACAACGUUAUGGUGGUGUGCGUGCCAAACCCCCCUGUCGACGACAAGAACCCCACCACACCCGUUCCGAUGCUCAUCCGUGUCAAAACGGCAGAGGACGCCGAUGAACUGCACAAAACUCUGCUGGAGAAAAAAGCGUGAGCCAGCACGUCCACCAACCCCCCCGUCCCCAUCCAGACUUUCUCCAGCUCAGAUUUUAAAAACACCCCCUCCCUCCCACUUACGUUAACUAUUGCCUGAAUGUGGUUUGCACGGCUGUAUGUGAAAACACCCUGGUUGCGUCAUUACACACAUACCGGACUCUUGCUUGCUGUGGUCCGUCUACAACAGUUCUUACAUGCAUGCCAACGCACAUCCUUCAUGAGCAGUGGCAACAAAUCGGUUCGUAUACUGUGAAAAACUAGCUGCGGUCCUACUUUCAGGCUUCUGUGAGGAUCAGUUGCGUAAAUGCUGGUUUAAUUAUUCUGAAAUAAAACAGUUUAAGGAACACAGCAGUGCGUUUAAUGCAGUGAAUGAUACAGGCUGUCAGAUAGCCUUGGUUCUUGAACAUUCCGUUGGGUUUUAAUUUUGCUGCUAUUUAAAGAAAACGGAAAAUGGAAAGGGUGUAGCAGAGCAUAUUUCUUUUUUUUUAUGUGGAUAAAAUGCGAAAUUGUUUUUAUUCAGCUAUGAAUGUGUGCAGAUUAAAUAAAUUAGUUCUACACAAGAAUGGAUUGGAGUUUAGCCUGAAUGCUUUGUACUUACGCCUUUCUCAUAAAGGGGAAGUUAACUUUGAAGGCAAUUCACACGUCUUCGUAUAUUAGGAAAGCUUUUAAAUUGCUUAAUACCCCUCUGAAAGAGGAUAAACUUGCAUACGAAACUCUAUAAACAGAGUAAACUAUAAAUCAUUUGAAGUUUAGUUUAUUAAAGUAUUUGAUUGGAUAAACUGAAGACUCAAUCUCAUCAUUAAACUGCUUUGAGACAUAAUAGAGUAUUUUUUUGUUUGUUUUGUUUUUCUGUCUGUGAUCUGUUUUGCUUCAGGUGUUUGCUGUAAUUGAUAUUUAUUCAGAAUGAGGGUCCUCUAGUGUGCUUUGUGUAAAUGAAUCCUACAGUGAAACAUCUGUCAUUCUGCAUCAUUACUGAGACUGCUAGUGAACUCUACUGCACCCUACCUGCUGGCUCCAUGGCAAUCUGUCUUAAAGUGGAUCUUGGAGAAAGUUUUGUUUUUCUCGUCUUUUUUUUUUUCUUUUCAUUUUCCAAGUGACCUUUGUAACGCCUUAGAUAACGAGGCAUGCAUUUAACAGCACCAGAUACCUUUUUGUAGAUUCGUUAAUUGGCAAAUAAAUCAAAUCGACCUGAAAAAUGUA
Messenger RNA from Astyanax mexicanus (Mexican tetra), 2932 nucleotides. RefSeq names its product nucleoporin 50 (gene nup50). Bases 159 to 1730 code for a protein of 523 amino acids. The transcript has 8 exons. Gene Ontology annotation, cellular component: nuclear pore. The record is from RefSeq and is a predicted model, not a curated record. NCBI's taxonomy places the organism in Eukaryota, Metazoa, Chordata, Actinopteri, Characiformes, Acestrorhamphidae. Gene Ontology annotation, biological process: protein import into nucleus.